UCUAGCAAAUGAUUAUAUAAUAACAUAUUGUGAUUUGUGAAUAUAAAAUUGUUGAACGAAACGAAAAUUUGUAUGCAUAAAAAAUGUAUCAUUUCCAGAUCAACAAGAAAUUAUUGCCAAUGAAAAUGCAUUAUUUUUUAGCCAUGGCUGGAUUAGCUCCAAUAAUACCAUUCAUGUCAACAAUGUCAAGGCAAAGAGGCUAUUCUACAGUCAUUGUCAGUUUAAUCUUCACAAUUCUUCCACUACCAGCAUUAUUGGUACGACCAGCCAUCGGUGUAAUUACAGAUAAAUACAAAUGCUUCAAGUCGGCGAUUAUUUUGAAUAUAGUAGUCAUAAGUAUAUCUACAAGUAUGCUGAUGUUCAUACCCGGUUCGGUCGUCAAAACAGAAAUCGACGACGAGAAUGUGAUCAAAUCACCGCUGUUUUGGUUAUUUUUCAGCACAAUAAUUUUACUCAAUGCAAGUGUCAGUGCAAGAACUAAUUUGGAAGACACGAUUUGCAUUAAUUUAUUAGAUGAGGACAAAACUAAAUACGGCCUUCAGAGGAUGUGGGGCGCAAUUGGUUGGGGCAUCAUGUCUAUUGUAUCUGGUGUGUGUGUAGACUGGUUCAGUAAAGGACUAGAAUACAAAAACCAUACACCUGGUUUCAUUAUUUCGUUGAUAUGUUAUCUUUUAGAUUUAUAUGUAGUGUCAAGAAUUACGAUGAACGUUCAAAACAGCGAGAGUCAAAUUGGACCUGAUAUUAAAAAAGUAUUGACUAAUAUUAAAGUAGUAUCAUUUUUUUUAUGGGUUGUGGCAUAUGGAAUGCUACUUUCAAUUGUAUGGUAUUUUUUAUUUUUGUAUCUGGAAGACUUGUCGAACAUUUACCAUCCUGAAAUGAAACCUUAUAUAAAGACUCUUCAAGGAUUAUCGUUGACGAUCCAAUGUUUCGGUGGAGAAGUUCCAUUUUUCUUUCUGUCAAAAUUUAUCAUUAAACGUAUGGGUCAUAUGAACGUGUUCUCUUUGAUGUUCUUAACGUUCGCUUUCAGAUUCUACUUAUAUUCCAUAAUCACAAAUCCCGUUUGGGUUUUACCAGUCGAAUUGUUGAAUGGUAUAACGUUGGCAUUGGCGUACUCGGCAACUAUAUCUUAUGCAGGGGACUUGGCUCCAGAUAACGCCAAAGGAACACUUCAAGGGGUGGCCGGAAUGGCAGUAAUGGGUAUAGGAGCACCCAUUGGUUCUUUAAGUGGUGGUUAUCUCUUUAAUCGUUUCGGAAGUAUUACUUCAUUCAAAUUGUUAAGUGGUGUUGCGUUAGCAAUAUGUAUUAUUCAAACAAUUGUAAAUCAAUUGAUAAAUCGAAUUUUAAAAAAUGACAGUGUUAAAAGAGAAGAGUCUAAUUAGUAAAUUAAUAAUUUUAAGUAGAAAUAAACGCUAAUGACAAUCCUAAAUGCAGCUGUGAAUUAUAUUUUGGUAAUUUUGUAUUAAAAUUAUUGAUAAACAUUAAAUUGUAGAUAUAGGAAUAUCAUUAAAGCUGUGGUGAAUAUUACAAUAUUAUACAUGAAGGUGGGUAAGUUUUUAUCUGAUUUCCACUGGGCAAUAAGUACUAAAAAAAUUAAAAAAUUAAAUAUCUAUUUAUAUGUAUUACAUAUAGUAUUAAAGCUUUGCUUUUUUGGGAGUGUCAUGUAUACUGUAAAUUUUAUAUAUUAUUGUAAGCUAAUCUUUUAUGACAAAAUAUUAUGUUAUUAUUAUUAUAAUUAUUAAAUGCAAUAUUAAUUUCAAUUACAUUUUGGCCGAAAAGAGGGCUGCCCGGUGUGUCACUGUCAUUCAGUGUUGAAUGGUAUUAAAAGUUUUUAUUUUUUUUUGUCUUGAGAUUUAUUUAGUUUUCUUCAAAGAAAAAUUAUGAAUAUAUAGAACAGUCCCACACCUUAUGUGAUAUCAGUCUACUUAGUCUAAGUAUAAAUUGGACAAGAUUUUUAUACUUAAUUUACUACCAAAAAGCUAAGUUGAACUAAAUUGCAUAUAGGAUUAAUAAUAACAAUAUUGUAGUAGUAGUAUUAUAAAACGUGUUGACAAAAUUUCAUUUUUUUUUUUGGUACUUAAUAAAUAUAUUAUAUUAUUUGACUCCGUAAUAGUUAAGACCAAUGAUAAACAAACCGAUAAAUCUAAUUGGAUGAUAUGAUAAUAUUUGAUAUUCUGGUUAAAUAUUAUCGUGCUCAGAUUUAACGGGUUGAAAUAAUUAGUUAUAUUUUAGUUUAAAAAAAUUAGUUAUCUACUUAAAUUAUUAAAUUUGACGAUUGUAAUAUAA
This is a messenger RNA of Rhopalosiphum maidis (corn leaf aphid), 2283 nucleotides long. Its product is annotated as major facilitator superfamily domain-containing protein 6-A-like. Lineage: Eukaryota; Metazoa; Arthropoda; Insecta; Hemiptera; Aphididae. The transcript has 7 exons. Gene Ontology annotation, cellular component: membrane. The coding region runs from base 84 to 1379 and encodes 431 amino acids. The record is from RefSeq and is a predicted model, not a curated record.